AUACAUCUUACCUUACUCUUCUCUCUUGCUCAAUAACAUAUUUUCAAAUAAAUGUAUUUAUAUGUAUUAUAUUUAUUGUGGUAUUUUUAAUUUAUAAAAUUAUAACAUAAUUUUGUCUUAAAUAUGAACAAUAUAUCAUACUCAAUAUUAACCAAAGAAAAAAUGAAGAUUGGAGAUGACGGAACGUUUAGGAGAUCUCAAUCAUUUGAUAUCCAUCAACAAUAUGAUGCAUUUUCAUUAGAUGGGAUUAAAGAACAUUUAUGUCCUAUAGAUCGUUUACAAACUCUACAUACCAACUUACAUCAAAAAAUGGAUCCUAAUAAAGAAACAUUACUAAAAUUAAAUCCCUAUUUAAUUUUGGAUACUGAUCCUACAUUGGAUAAUUUAAACUAUUCAAAUGCAUUGUCUAAAUCUCCUCAUCCAUUAGGAACUGUACCAGAAAAUUGUGUUUGCACUGUAUCUAAUAUACAUAUGAAUACAAUAAAAAGAUCUCAAUCAUUUGAUAGCCAUCAACAAAUUAAUGCAUUGUCAUCAGAUGAGAUUAAAGAACAGUUACGUCCUAUGAAUAAUUUACAAACUCUACGUACCAAUUUACAUAAAAAAAUGGAUCAUAGUAAAGAUAGACUACUAAAAAUAAGUCCCUAUUCAAUUUUAGAUACUGCUCCUACAUUGGAAAAUUUAAGCUACUCAAAUGCAAUAUCCAAAUCUCCGGAUUCAUUAAGAAACAAAACGGAAGAUUAUACAACACAGUCUAUGUAUGAAAUAGAAAAGAAUGAUACAUGCAACAAUGUUUUUCAAUAUCAUAAUAAUUUUGGACAAUGGGAAAAAAACGAGAACUGUACAAAUCAAGAUGAGUUAAAAAAUAUUGAUCAAUUUAAUUAUACAUUAAUUAAAAAGAACAUAAAGAUUAGACAAGCCCCUGUUCAUUGCCAGGAAAAGAUAAUACCAACGGUUUCUCCUAAGACUCUUAUUUCUACAAAUUGUAUGCAAAAGAUAGAAUGCUCAUCUUUAACCAUAAAUAAUCAUUUGAAUAAUACAGAAUUAAAGAAUAAAGAUUUUGUGGACAUUCCAAAUCAGAAAACACUUGUCAACCAUGUACAAAUAGCAACACUUAUGCCAGUAAAAUCAAAAGAAACAUUUAAACCAAUAAAAAAUAUUGAAGAUACUCCUAAGGCAAAAGAAGACAAACAAAUAAGUCUAAAAUCAGAACCAAUAAUUAAUAGUGAUAUCAAUGAAAAAGAAAAAUUAUCCGAUAAGAAUAGUAAAAUAUUAACUGCUCAAAUUGGAAACAUAACUGAUAAUAUAAAUAACACAUCUGUGCUACUUACUAAAUUAUUAAAGACACGCGAGAACUUAAAAUUUAAAAAUACUAAAAAAUACUUAGAACUUCCAAUAGUGCAAACACUUAACAAAAGUAUAAUGGAACAAGAUUUUUUGACUGAUGAACCAAAUAAAUUAACUUUUGACCAUUUGUUUUCUGGUAAUCAAAAACAAAAAGAUAAUUUUGAAUAUCAUUCAGCCUUAAGACCUAGUUUAUUUUCUAAUAUUCCACCAUACAUAAGAUUUUCUUCGUAUGAUAUUAAAGGUGAAUCAUUCCCAUUAUCUCUGCAAAAGUUAUUAAAAUGGAAACUAAGUUCAAUAACUCCAAUUGUUGUACGUCGUACUGUACAAAAUAGUGGUUUUAAACUCGUUAGAAAAUCUAAUGAUUGGGUUGGAACUUGGGGUAAACAUAUGAAAUCAUUAAGUUUCAAAACACUUUGGCAACAGCAAAAAGUUAACCAUUUUCCGGGUACUUUUCAAAUUGGUCGCAAAGAUAGGUUGUGGAAAAACUUGAAUGCAUUAAUCUUAAAGUAUGGUAAAAAAGAAUUUGGCUUCAUACCCACAUCAUAUAUAUUACCUCAAGAAGCUGAAAUGUUACAACAAGUUUGGGAGAAAAAUGAUGAAGAUAAAUGGAUUAUUAAACCGCCUGCAUCCGCUAGAGGAACUGGAAUUUGCGUUAUAUCAAAAUGGGAUCAAAUACCAAAGAAUAUACCUUUAGUUGUACAAAGGUAUAUAGAUAAUCCAUAUUUAAUCAAUGAUACUAAAUUUGAUUUAAGACUCUAUAUACUCAUUACUUCAGUCAAUCCACUUUGUCUAUAUCUGUAUGAUAAUGGGCUUGUACGAUUUGCUUCAGUCAAGUAUUCAUCUGAUCUUACCACUAUAUGUGAUCGAUAUAUGCACUUGACAAACUAUAGUAUUAACAGACUUAGUAGUCAGUUUACUGAAAAUGAAGACGCUAAUGCAUGUCAAGGUCAUAAAUGGACAUUACGAUCAUUAUGGACAUAUAUGGAGAAAGAACGCCAAAUUGAUGUUAAACAAUUGUGGAAGAGCUUAGAAGAUCUGGUUGUGAAAACUGUCAUUAGUGGUGAAUCACCUGUGAGUCAAAUGUGUCGUUCAAAUUUAAGCAAUAGGUAUAACGCAUAUGAGUUAUUUGGAAUAGAUGUUUUGUUUGAUGAAUAUCUUAAACCUUGGAUAUUAGAGGUCAAUAUAUCUCCUUCAUUACAUUCAUCUUCCCCACUUGACUUGGCUGUCAAAGGACCAUUAGUCAGAGAUUUAAUGAAUAUGGUUGGUUAUCAUAUCCCAAAUAAAAUGUCAUAUAGUACUCAUAAUGCUUUACUCAAUAUGUUGGGAGUCAAAUCACCACUAUGUUAUGAUAAGAGAUUAUAUACAUUAAAUUUAUCUGCUAAAGAAAAAGAAAAACAAGAAUAUUUUACAAAUAUUAAAUCCAGAGUAGAAUAUAUUGAUAGCAUAUUAGAUGAUUUAUUACCAGAUGAUAUUCGGCAUCUUAUUUUGUAUGAAGAUGAACUUACACAAUGUGGCUCAUUUAAAAAAGUUUUUCCAUCUACUUCAUCUUUUGAAUAUCAUCAAUACUUUGAUGGAUCUAGAUAUUAUAAUAUGCUUUUUGAUGCAUGGGAAUGUAAAUAUAGUAACAAUAGAAAAGAUGGUAUUGCUGUGCUAGAAAAGUUAUGUCAAUUAAAAAUUCACCUGGAAGUACCAGAUAUUGAUAUAGAACAACCAAAAGUAACAGUUAUAAAGAUAUAAAUGUCAAUAUUCGCA
Messenger RNA from Rhopalosiphum maidis (corn leaf aphid), 3096 nucleotides. Its product is annotated as tubulin polyglutamylase ttll-4-like. The record is from RefSeq and is a predicted model, not a curated record. The coding region runs from base 124 to 3081 and encodes 985 amino acids. Gene Ontology annotation, cellular component: cilium. The transcript is spliced from 18 exons. Gene Ontology annotation, molecular function: tubulin binding; tubulin-glutamic acid ligase activity. Gene Ontology annotation, biological process: microtubule cytoskeleton organization; protein polyglutamylation. Lineage: Eukaryota; Metazoa; Arthropoda; Insecta; Hemiptera; Aphididae.